Messenger RNA from Erigeron canadensis, 1782 nucleotides. RefSeq names its product O-fucosyltransferase 16-like. NCBI's taxonomy places the organism in Eukaryota, Viridiplantae, Streptophyta, Magnoliopsida, Asterales, Asteraceae. The transcript is spliced from 10 exons. The record is from RefSeq and is a predicted model, not a curated record. Bases 1 to 1470 code for a protein of 489 amino acids.
AUGACAACAAUAACGACGACUCCUGGUUUCCUUGACGACGAAAUCGAUUUUCAGUCACAUUUGGGAAAUACAUCAUCUUUUCGUGUUCCUAAAGCAGGAGGGGGUUUAGGAGAUGAGAUAUGGGAGUCGAGUCAAUCAAACAUAUAUUAUGGUUGCUCCCAAAAAAGCCUAAAAUUUCAAGCUGUCGAUGAGAAGACGAACCCGAAUCGAUUCUUAAUGAUCAUCACCAGUGGUGGUCUGAAUCAACAACGCACCGGGAUAACCGAUGCUGUUGUUGCAGCUUACAUACUUAACUCUACAUUAGUGGUUCCAAAAUUAGAUGAUAGAUCAUACUGGAAAGAUCAGAGCAACUUUUCCGACAUUUUUGAUGUUGACUGGUUCAUAUCGUAUCUCUCAAAAGAUGUGCACAUCGUAAAAGAGCUUCCUGCAGAUAUGGAUGGAAGAGUCUUUCAUCCAUAUAAAGCUCGUGUACCCCGUAAGUGCGAUGUGGAAUGCUAUGAAUCUCAUGUUCUACCUCUUUUAGAAAAGAAAAAGGUUGUCAUGCUUACAAAAUAUGAUUAUAGGCUGUCGAAUAUGUUAGAUACGGAUCUACAGAAGCUGAGAUGUCGAGCAAAUUAUCAUGCAUUGAGAUAUACAGAUCCAAUUCGCUACAUGGGCAAAAAAUUGGUAGAAAGAAUGAAGAUGAAAAGUGAGCGUUAUAUUGCUCUACAUUUGAGAUUUGAAUCCGAUAUGCUUGCAUUCUCCGGGUGCUACUUUGGUGGUGGAGACAAGGAAAGGGAAGAAUUGGAACAAAUACGAACGAGAUGGGAAACAUUACCUAAACGAAACCCUGGUAAAGAACGAAGGCAAGGGAAAUGUCCCUUGACACCGGAGGAAGUCGGGCUUAUGCUAAGAGCUUUAGGAUAUGGAGAGGAUGUUCACAUAUACGUGGCAUCUGGUGAAGUCUAUGGAGGUGAAAACACAUUAUUGCCUUUGAAACAACUUUUUCCAAAUUUUCAUUCUAAGGACAGUCUUGCAACUAAGGAAGAAUUAGCACCAUUUGCGCCAUAUUCUUCACGUAUGGCUGCUUUAGAUUUCAUCGUUUGUAAUGAAAGCGAUGUAUUUGCAACCAACAACAAUGGCAACAUGGCUAAAAUGUUAGCUGGAAGAAGGAGAUAUUUUGGGUACAAACCAACAAUCAGACCAAAUGCCAAGAAACUUUAUCGAUUGUUUUUGGAUCGUGGUAAAAUGACAUGGGAAGAAUUUGCCUCAAGGGUUCGAACUCACCAGAUAGGAUUCAUGGGGCGACCAAACGAGUCUAAGCCUGGAAAGGGCGAGUUCCAUGAAAAUCCAAUCGCAUGCAUAUGCGAAGAUUUAAGUAGUCAAAGUCAAAUUCAAUAUGAAAGUGAAAGUGAUGAAAAUAUAAUUCAACAUCAAAGUGAACUGAAUAGCCAUGAUGUUCAAGACAACAAAAACACUAAAAAUGAGUAAAAAGUUGUACUGAAGCACACAAAAUCCAGUAAAGAAGAAUACAACAUUUCUUUAGUACAAUACGGAGAGAAUGCAAAUGGUUCUCGAGUUGAAGACUUCACAAGAAGAAACAUUAGCAAUUCGGGUGAAGUUGUAGAAUGUCCUUCCGACUAACCCGUUGGCAUCAUAUUUCCAUUGUUUUCAUAAGGAUGUAGUUUAAUUAGGUCACUUCAAGAUUGAACAUAAUCAUCAUAAACACAGUAUAUCGAAGAAAUAGUAUUAACAUGUUAGGAGAAUGUGGUACAUAUAAAUAAUAUAUACACAUCUUCUAUA